Messenger RNA from Pterocles gutturalis (yellow-throated sandgrouse), 1182 nucleotides. It is a transcript of the gene NOP2, whose product is annotated as NOP2 nucleolar protein. Gene Ontology annotation, biological process: maturation of LSU-rRNA; rRNA base methylation. NCBI's taxonomy places the organism in Eukaryota, Metazoa, Chordata, Aves, Pterocliformes, Pteroclidae. The record is from RefSeq and is a predicted model, not a curated record. Gene Ontology annotation, molecular function: rRNA (cytosine-C5-)-methyltransferase activity. Gene Ontology annotation, cellular component: nucleolus. The transcript has 8 exons. The annotation marks the transcript as partial.
AUGCCUAACUUUUAACUGUUUCUUCUGUCUGUAGUUAAAGAGCAGGUAUCACCACAGAAGGAGAAACAAGCCAUAAAGGCAGCAGGACAAACCCCUCGUGGCCGGUCUGGCUUUAGCGAUGGCAAUUCAAAAUGGCUGACUCCAGCCAAAGCCAAGAAAAUCGCAUCUAAAGGAAACAGUGUGGAGUUAUCCAGUGAUGGUGAGGUGGAAGAGGGCAGCUGGGAGAUGGAGGAGGAGGAUGAGAGCAGCGAGGAGAUGGUGGAUGAUUACGGUGCUUCAUCAUCAGAGGAAGAAGAGUUACUGCCUAUUGAAAAAGCUGCCCUGAAGCAGAAGCCUGACAGGGGAGGCCCCAGUGAAGAUGACAGUGAAGGUGACAGUGAAGAGGAGGAGGAGGCGGCGGCAGCAGAGGAGGCAAACAAACAGAAAAUGGGACAGAAAGAAGAAGAGAACCCGGAUCUGCAGCUCAACCUGGAUAUAGAUGAACAAUUUAAACUGCCAACUAGCGAACAGAUUGAGAGAGAGGCUGCUGAGCCACCUGACCUGCACAUCAUUCACCAGCGCAUCAAGGGCAAUAUGGAGGUGCUGCAGGACUUCGUGGUGAAGCGGGAGGAAGGACGCACACGACAGGAGUACCUCACAUUGUUGCGCCGGGACAUGGCUGCCUACUAUUCCUACAGUGAUUUCUUGCUCACAAAGCUCAUGGACAUCUUCCCGCUCCCUGAGCUGAUAAACUUCCUGGAAGCCAAUGAGGUUCCCCGCCCCGUGACCAUUCGCACCAACACACUCAAGACACGGCGACGGGACCUGGCACAGGCUCUAAUCAACCGUGGUGUGAAUCUUGACCCCUUGGGGAAGUGGUCAAAAACAGGACUCGUUAUUUAUGACUCCUCUGUGCCCAUCGGUGCCACCCCUGAGUAUCUGGCUGGGCACUACAUGCUGCAAGGAGCCUCCAGUUUCCUCCCUGUCAUGGCUCUGGCUCCACAGGAGAAUGAACGUAUUCUGGAUAUGUGCUGUGCCCCAGGAGGCAAGACCAGCUACAUAGCUCAGCUUAUGAAGAACACAGGUAUGAUCUUGGCCAAUGACAGCAAUGCUGAACGGCUACAUAGCGUGGUAGGGAACUUGCAUCGGCUGGGAGUCACCAAUGCUGUAGUGACUAACUGCGAUGGACGCCAGUUCCCCAAG